GCCGUCGUUUAGCUAGGGAAUCACGUGGAGAGAGAGGAGAGCCCGGUUUAAAGAGCUCACGGUUUGCAUCCCCCCGCAGCCUCUCAAAGGGGCAGUCUUAAAGUUUCAACGCACCGGACAGUUACUGCUCAGAGGAGGUCCUACAGCAGCACUUCGGCUCCGUGUCAUUCGCUAUGGGGCUUUACCUUCUGACAGUCAACUGAUGAGAAAGGCAAUGCAGUCCAUGUCCCCAAGAAAGAAUCCAACACCGACUGGAGUUUGAUCAGCUCCACCGACUCCACUCUGGGUUUUACACUGGCGUGGCAGGUUGGGUUUAGGCUGCCGAAAGGAUGAACGCGCAAGUCCACUCGGACCACAAGCUGUCGACCGUGGUCCCCCUCACACAGUACACUACCGUGGAAAAGAAGGACGUGGAGCUGAUUCUGGUGAAGGAAAUAAAUGGGGUUCAGUACACCAACACAGCCAUCAUCGCUGUCCCGGAGACGCGCGUCCAGGUCAGCUCCUCCGAGGACGAGGAGAGGGAGACGUGGGGCAAGAAAAUCGAUUUUCUCCUGUCUGUCAUCGGUUUCGCGGUGGACCUGGCUAAUAUCUGCAGAUUCCCUUAUCUGUGUUACAAAAACGGCGGAGGUGCCUUUCUGAUACCCUACACCCUUUUCCUGGUCAUUGCUGGCAUGCCUCUCUUUUACAUGGAGCUGGCAUUGGGGCAAUAUAAUCGGGAAGGAGCUGCCACUGUCUGGAAAAUCUGCCCUGUUUUUAAAGGUGUGGGCUACACUGUGAUCAUUAUAGCCUUGUAUGUGGGCUUCUACUACAAUGUAAUCAUAGCCUGGUCUCUGUACUACCUGUUCGCCUCGUUCACCUCCGAGGUGCCCUGGCUGCGCUGUGGAAACCCUUGGAACAGCCCUGACUGCAUCGACCCCAAGCUGCUGAACGGCUGCGUGCUGCUGGGCAACGAGACCAAGUACUCCAAGUAUAAAAUCACUCCCGCUGCAGAGUAUUACGAACGAGGAGUGUUGCACCUCCAUGAAAGUGAAGGGAUCCAUGACCUGGGCCCUCCGCGAUGGCAGCUGGUGCUGUGUCUCCUGGUAGUGGUCUUCAUCCUUUACUUCACCCUCUGCAAAGGAGUGAAAACCUCUGGCAAGGUGGUGUACAUCACAGCCACUAUGCCGUACGUGGUGCUGUUCGUGUUGGUGAUCCGUGGUAUUACCCUGCCGGGGGCUAUGGAUGGGAUAAGAGCCUACCUGCACGUAGACUUAAAACGCCUGAACAACGCCACGGUCUGGAUUGAUGCAGCCACCCAGAUAUUCUAUUCCCUAGGAGCAGGAUUUGGAGUUUUAAUCGCAUUUGCCAGCUAUAACAAGUUUGACAAUAACUGCUACAGGGAUGCUAUUCUCACAAGCACUAUAAACUGCGUGACGAGCUUCUUCUCAGGAUUUGCUAUCUUCUCAGUCCUCGGCUACAUGGCCUAUAUGCAUGGGGUUAAUAUAGAGGAUGUAGCAACUGAAGGGCCAGGAUUGGUGUUCAUCAUCUAUCCAGAAGCCAUUUCAACCCUACCAGGUUCAACAUUCUGGUCAAUAGUUUUCUUCCUCAUGCUUUUAACGCUGGGCAUCGACAGUUCCAUGGGAGGCAUGGAAGCAAUCAUCACGGGUCUGGCGGAUGAUUUCAAGAUCCUGAAGAGAAACAGGAAGCUUUUCACCUUUGUGACGGCAUUCGGCACCUUCCUAGUAGCUUUGUCUUGUGUUACAAAUGGUGGAAUUUACGUCCUGACUCUGCUGGACUCGUUUUCAGCAGGAACAUCCAUUCUGUUUGGAGUAUUGAUAGAGGCCAUCGGAGUAUCCUGGUUUUAUGGCGUGGACCGAUUCAGUGAAGACAUCGAGCGCAUGAUGGGCUUCAAGCCAGGUCUUUACUGGAGGCUCUGCUGGAAGUUCGUUAGCCCUGCCUUUCUGCUGUUUGUGGUGAUCGCCAGCAUCGUAAAGAUGGAAACACUGACCUACGAUGACUAUACCUUCCCCCCCUGGGCUAGCCUGAUCGGCUGGGGAAUAACAAUGUCAUCAGUGCUCUUUGUACCUGCUUAUGCCAUCUACAAAUUCCUGACGGUGCGAGGCACAUUUAAAGAGAGGUUGGCUUACUGCAUCACCCCUGAGAAUGAGCAUCAUCUUGUAGCUGAGGGGAAUGUCCGGCAAUUUAAGCUGAAGCACUGGCUGGCUAUAUGAAAGGAAUGCUUUGCUGCAUCCGUCUGGAAUCAGCGGUGCCCCUGAAGUUCUGUGCUCUCUUGGCCAAUGAAAAAAAUGUCCUGUGUUGGAGCACCUCAGAUCUUUGGGAUGAAGCAGGAUUCUUCUUUACAUGUUCAGCACAGAUAUGGUGGCUUGACAAGUUUGUUUUUUGCCUAACUGACUUUUGAGUUUUUGUAACAUUUUUUUUACACAACUUGACAGCUUUUUAAUGUGCAUCCUGUUUCGCUGACAGAUGGUAAGCUCUCUGUAUGCUGGAUUCCACCUGUUGUUCUUACUACUGUCAACUGUUCAGAUGAACACCAAAUCUACGUGAUGUUUGUUUGUAGGAGACCGAGUGAGGAUAAACAGGCCGUCCGGUUAGGAAGUCAGGUUUUCACUUGUGUUCCAGAGGAGUAGAGAAAAUAUUAAAUUAUAUACUGCCACUGGCAGCUUCUUCUUCUUCUUCUUCUUCUUCUUCUUCUUCUUCUU
Molecule: messenger RNA, 2699 nt
Organism: Polyodon spathula (Mississippi paddlefish)
Lineage: Eukaryota; Metazoa; Chordata; Actinopteri; Acipenseriformes; Polyodontidae
Gene: slc6a2
Product: solute carrier family 6 member 2
Exons: 15
Coding region: 330-2210 (626 amino acids)
Biological process (GO): sodium ion transmembrane transport; dopamine uptake involved in synaptic transmission
Cellular component (GO): presynaptic membrane; neuron projection; neuronal cell body membrane
Molecular function (GO): norepinephrine:sodium symporter activity; dopamine:sodium symporter activity
Source: RefSeq, a predicted model, not a curated record